Thelazia callipaeda (thelaziosis nematode) is the source of this 1080-nucleotide messenger RNA. NCBI's taxonomy places the organism in Eukaryota, Metazoa, Nematoda, Chromadorea, Rhabditida, Thelaziidae. The record is from the annotation of a GenBank genome assembly.
AUGGGCAAAACAUCGAAAGAUAAGCGCGAUAUUUACUAUCGACUGGCAAAAGAAGAAGGCUGGCGUGCUCGUAGCGCAUUCAAAUUGAUGCAAAUUGACGAUGAAUUCGACAUAUUUAAGGGCAGUAAUUCUUAUUCAUUACAAGAAGAUGUCCGUCAUGUUGUUGAUUUAUGUGCAGCCCCUGGUAGCUGGAGCCAAGUAUUAUCAAAAAAAAUUUAUUUUGCGGAAGAGGAUGAAGAGAAACGAAAAGAUAUACUUAUAGUCGCUGUGGAUCUUCAACCUAUGUCACCGCUUCCUGGUAUUAUCCAGCUUCAAGGCGAUAUUACAGAAAUUUCUACAGCUGAAAAAAUUAUGUCUCAUUUCAAAGGAGUUAAAGCUGACUUAGUGAUUUGUGAUGGUGCUCCCGAUGUCACGGGUCUUCAUGCAUUGGAUGAAUACAUGCAAAGUCAGCUCGUUUUAGCAGCGCUAAAUAUUGCAACAUUUGUUUUGAAAGAGAAAGGAACAUUUGUGGCAAAGAUAUUUCGUGCUCGUGAUAUAACAUUGCUUUAUGCCCAACUGAAGUUUUUUUUUGUCGAAGUUUAUUGUGCAAAGCCGCGAAGUAGCCGACAGAGUAGUUGUGAAGCAUUCGUCGUUUGCAAAAGUUUUAAGUUACCAGAUGGAUAUACACCAACAAUGAAAAAUCCAAUGCUCUGUGCAGAUUAUGAUGCUGAAGUAAACAGUUUGGUAGGACCUAAUCGCCUUCUCGUUCCUUUUCUUGCUUGCGGUGAUUUAUCUGGCUGGGAUUCAGAUAGAACAUACAAACUUGAAUUACCUAAUAUUUCUGGAAAAAGUGAACAGGAGAGGUAUGUAUACAGGCCUGUUGUACAGCCUCCCACAGAUCCUGCAUACAAGAAAGCAUGCGCUUUAAAGAAAAUCGGUAAACUUGCUAAACCUGAAAUAGCAGAUCCCUUCAUGAAAUAUGACAUAUCAACCUGGAAGACAACCAAGAAGAAGAAAGAUUCUGACUCUUCUGGUAAUUUGGGAAUUGAUGAUGAACUGGCUGAAGCUUUCUCUGAGUGUUUUGGUUUUAAUACUCAUUAA